Messenger RNA from Aspergillus nidulans FGSC A4, 1218 nucleotides. RefSeq lists its product as uncharacterized. The record is from RefSeq and is a predicted model, not a curated record. The coding region runs from base 1 to 1218 and encodes 405 amino acids. The transcript has 3 exons. Lineage: Eukaryota; Fungi; Ascomycota; Eurotiomycetes; Eurotiales; Aspergillaceae.
AUGUCCUCCGAGACUUGCGAAGUCCCCAUCAUGCUUGAUCUUGAAAGCAGGGGCAUGACCUAUGAGGAUAUCGCCAAGCUCAACCCAUUCUAUGAGGAAUACAGGACCUUCUGGGAUGAUCCUCGCGACGCAUCGGACCUCUCGCUAAGCACAGACGGCUUGUCGAGCUCCUCCUCGCUUCCUUCACUCAUUUCCGGUUCAGACUUUCCUUCUUCAUCCAUCGAUAUGGCAACAUCUCCCCCGUUCCGAACGCAUAUACAUGCUCCGCUGCCUCGCAGUCCCAAAGUGACCUUUCAUAGCGGCGGCCAGUACAACCCCAUCUACGACGAACACCACGAGCUCGAGUCAAGCCAGGUCGCGAUUGUGGACGAGGAUGAUUACCCAAAGAGGCCAUUGUCCCCUGUACGAGAGUGCCUCGACGACAGUGAGCUUGUUGACUCAGUCGACCAUACCUUUGGCUCCGUGAGGUCUUCGCACAAGCAGCUGUUCGGUAACAAGGGCUGGCUUGGCUGCACGGCCGACUUGGAGGCACCGCUGCCAAAGCUGCCAAAGUACAAGAGUCUGAUAGGUCUCGGGAAGAAGUUCAAACAACACGUCGAAGGGAUCGCCUCUGAUAUGGCCAAAGCACAUCCACUCGCCUUCCAAAUGACCCAUCAGUCAAAAAUCAUGCCAACGUCAACCGUUUCUGUCUCCCUAGAUGCAGCAGCACAGUCGAAGCUAUAUUCAGAAAUGGAGAUGAUGAUCUGCGUCAGCGCCAACCAGUUCCUUAUGCAGGAGUACGCCGGCGGCCGUAUUUCAGAGGAAUCUAUCAAGAGGAUAAACAAGUUCUGGGGAUCCAAGAAUCGGCCGGGCGUAGUGGAGUUCCAGUACGACCAAGCCACUCAGCGUCAGCUGAUACUAUCCAACAUUCGAACCCUGCACUUUAACGGAGAAAGUUCAACCAAUCCCAUAGCUCUGCACUCGAAUCUGCACAGCUGGAAGGCAAUUGUCAAGGAAAUGAGCGUUCGAACCUUCUGUGCCCCGGACAGUGUCAUCCGUAAGCACAUACAUGACAUCCAGAAACUUCUGGAUAUGCUGGGCGCACCAAUCGCCACUUUUCUCGCAUUUGAGGAGCUGCAGAUGCGGACUUUGAUUUGGAUGAAGGAGCAGCGCGCGCGGAGAUACCUUGCUGAAGGUGGGCGGGCUAUUUCGCCGAGGACGAGCUAUUCAUCGCACUGA